AUGGGAACUUAUACUACAUCAGACACUGGCGAUAUAUUGGUGAUCAUAUUCCUGUCACUUCGAAUUGCAGGCCUCUUUGUUAUAUUUAUACUUAAUGCCACACAGACUAUAUUGGAGUAUCGUUACCUUCGUUCCUGCAACCGUCCAAUCAGUCCACGUCUUUGCACCUUCUUCUCCAUCACAUUUUUCCCAUUCUUCAGAGCAACCGAGCAACUUUGUUACCUAUUAGCAUAUCCAAGGUUUCAACCUGGUUCAUUGGCGUACUUCUUCUCGCUUUAUGGCACAUACUUUAUCUUUACCGAGUGGAUCUUCAUCGGUUGUUUCUGGACACAGCUGCUCUACACGUUCUUUGUGUCCAAUUCCAUCAUCCUAAAGAACACCACCCGUGCCUGGUACUCAGCGUGGAUCCUGGCGUCGCUGUUCAUGCUGUACACCGUGAUCACCAGUAUCCUGAGUUGGAUCGUGCCCGAUAAGAUCGCCCCAUGGGUCAGCUACGGAAAUAUUACCUGGAUCGUCAUCUAUGGCCUGGCCAUCAUGGUCAACGGCUUUGUCCUGAUCAAAUUCCUCAAGCAGCAGGAGAAGCGCAUUCCCAAGCUGCAGCUGACCAUCAACAACACCGUGCGUCUGUCGUCCACGCUGGCCAUCCUGUACAUCUCGAUCAUUGCCAUCAUCGUCGGCUUCAACCUGUCCAAGAUCCCCGAGUGGUCCGACUACUACUACUUCCAAAAGUUCUUCAUCACGCUGGUCGA
Messenger RNA from Acytostelium subglobosum LB1, 749 nucleotides. RefSeq lists its product as hypothetical. Lineage: Eukaryota; Evosea; Eumycetozoa; Acytosteliales; Acytosteliaceae. The annotation marks the transcript as partial. The record is from RefSeq and is a predicted model, not a curated record. The transcript is spliced from 2 exons.